AUUUCUAGAGCUUUUCUUCCAACUUGUGAGUUUGAGUGAAUCCGAGCAAGGCUGACUUAGCACUCUAACGAGACUUGAGUGCUAAGUGGCGCACGGCCAAGAGUUGGUCCGUGGCAGAUGCCAUCGGUAGACGUGUGGCCUGUGGCUGAACUGUACAUUGGCAAUCGCGGACCAGAUUGCUGUUCAGUUGGGCUUCAGAUGAACUCUUACCCUUUUUCCCAUUGGUUUUUUAUGGGCCCAUAUGCUAGCAGCCCACUUGUUCCUGAUCCACGACACAAGGCUGUAGUAUUAACUAUUAACCCAAACCAAACCAAACCAGAACUCUAGGAAGAACGAUUGAGGUGAGGAAAAUCAAUUUCGUCCCCAGCUUCUGGUUUCCGGGUAUUCUUCUCAGCUCUUCCUCAUCACCAUUCAUCCCGUCCGCAGCCUCGGAGCAGCCAUUUCCCGCCAGUGCAUCCUUACAACAUUAGCAGAGAACUCAAAACUGACCUGCCUAUGCCAUAGCGAGAGUUUCGUAAAAAAUCUGACAGGGCGAAAUGGCAGCCAGAUUGAACCACUCAAUUCAGAACACUCUCUCCCUCUUAAACCCUCUAUGUUCAGUCACUACGAAAGCUACCCACUCAAGGAAUCGCCUGCCUUUCCGACGGAGCUUCGUGCUUUCUUCUGCCUACUCGAAAUCAAGAAGAGCCCUUUUCUGCUCCUGCGCAACGAGCGGCGGCACCGCGGGUUUCCAAAGUGAUGGAGGAGAAGCCGCAGCAAGGGAGACAUUUGUGCUCACAACCCCUCUUUACUACGUCAAUGCCGCUCCCCACAUGGGUAGCGCUUACACAACCAUCGCUGCUGAUGCUAUCGCCCGGUUUCAGAGGCUUUUAGGAAAGAAGGUUAUAUUGGUCACUGGCACGGAUGAGCAUGGAGAAAAAAUUGCUACUGCCGCUGCUGCCUGUGGUGCUAGCCCAAAUGAGCAUUGCGACAUUGUAUCUCAACAAUACAAGAGCCUGUGGAAAGAUUUAGACAUCUCAUACGGCAAGUUCAUUCGAACUACUGAUCCCAAGCAUGAAGCCAUUGUGAAAGAGUUCUAUGCGAGGGUACUUGCCAAUGGUGACAUUUACCACGCUGACUACGAGGGAUUGUACUGUGUCAACUGUGAGGAGUAUAAGGAUGAGAAGGAGUUGCUUGAGAACAAGUGCUGCCCAGUCCACUUAAAACCAUGUAUACAGCGCAAAGAGGAAAAUUACUUCUUUGCUUUGUCUAAGUACCAAAAAAAAUUGGAAGAAACUUUGUCAUCAAAUCCGAAUUUUGUUCAGCCUUCAUAUCGUUUGAAUGAGGUGCAAAGUUGGAUUAAAAGUGGCUUGAAAGACUUCUCGAUUUCUCGAGCAUCUGUAGAGUGGGGCAUUCCAGUUCCUAAUGACAAACGCCAAACUAUAUAUGUUUGGUUUGAUGCUUUACUUGGUUAUAUAUCAGCUCUUGCAGAGGAGAAUGGACAAACUAGUUUACAGGAGGCUGUUUCCUCUGGUUGGCCUGCAGCACUGCACUUGAUUGGCAAGGAUAUUUUGCGUUUUCAUGCAGUUUACUGGCCAGCUAUGCUUAUGUCUGCCGGACUUGACCUUCCCAAGAUGGUAUUUGGGCAUGGGUUCUUAACUAAGGAUGGCAUGAAGAUGGGGAAGUCAUUGGGAAAUACACUUGAACCAAAUGAUUUGGUCCAAAAAUUUGGGUCUGAUGCAGUUAGGUACUUCUUCCUUAGGGAAGUGGAAUUCGGUAACGAUGGUGAUUAUUCAGAAGACCGUUUCAUUAACAUUGUCAACGCACAUCUUGCCAAUACCCUAGGAAAUCUCCUUAAUCGCACUCUUGGACUUCUCAGAAAGAACUGUGAAUCGACUUUGGUGGUGGAUUCAGCCAUUGCGGCUGAAGGAAGUGCAUUCAAGGACACUGUUGAAAAACUGGUUGAGAAAGCCCGCAUCCAGUAUGAAAGUCUCUCUCUCUCGGCUGCAUGUGAGGCUGUACUCGAGAUUGGGAAUGCUGGCAACGCAUACAUGGAUGAACAAGCGCCAUGGUCUCUAUUUAAGCAGGGUGGAGCUGCUUCAGAAGCUGCCGCCAGGGAUCUUGUGACUAUUCUGGAAGGAAUGAGGAUCAUAGCCAUUGCUUUAUCCCCUGUAUCACCAGGCUUGUGCUGGAGAAUAUAUGAACAACUCGGUUUUUCGGAGGAUCAGUUUGCAACCAUCACCUGGGAUGAGACCAAAUGGGGUGGGUUGAAAGGUGGUCAGGUGAUGGCUCAACCUAAUCCUGUCUUUGCAAGGAUUGAGAACCCAGCAGAAGUGGCAACCGGUACCGAAGCAGCAGCAGCUAAGCCGGCAGUGAAAACCAAGAAGAAGAAGAAACCUCAGCCGCAAGUAGCUGCUGAGGCUUAGGCUCAAAUCGAGCCGCUUCUUAAUAGCUCACUAGGUCUCAUAGCCCGCGCUCCGCGGCGGGACUUGUUUUCAUUUGUGAAAUAUAUGGUGAUUAAAUAACUGACUGGAGUUUCAAAAGACACAACAACAUAGUUAAUUUUUGUGCGUUCUUCAAAAUCAUGUCAGGAGAUCCCCCUUCAUAGCUCAGUCUAUAAACACUUCCACUGUAUUGGUGUAGGCCUUCCCUUGGAAUUUACUUAGAAUGCGAGAGACAUUUAGACAUAUUAGUAUCAAAGAGAGCAGAGUUGGUGAGAUUGAACAAGUAACCUCUGUUCUAUAUGAGAUUAGCAUAAACCUCCUGAAACAAAAGAUUCAAAGAGAA
Molecule: messenger RNA, 2766 nt
Organism: Linum trigynum
Lineage: Eukaryota; Viridiplantae; Streptophyta; Magnoliopsida; Malpighiales; Linaceae
Source: the annotation of a GenBank genome assembly